This is a messenger RNA of Zeugodacus cucurbitae (melon fly), 716 nucleotides long. RefSeq names its product pupal cuticle protein Edg-78E. The transcript has 2 exons. Gene Ontology annotation, molecular function: structural constituent of chitin-based larval cuticle. NCBI's taxonomy places the organism in Eukaryota, Metazoa, Arthropoda, Insecta, Diptera, Tephritidae. The coding region runs from base 128 to 526 and encodes 132 amino acids. Gene Ontology annotation, cellular component: chitin-based extracellular matrix. The record is from RefSeq and is a predicted model, not a curated record.
GUUGUGCUUGAAGCACGCACCAGGGGGUUACACCUGCGAGAUAUAUAAAAGUGUUUAGAAGCGCAUAGCAAAUCAGUAACAGAAUUAACUCCGCAUCGUGCAUAGCCUAAUAGAAUACAAAAACAAAAUGUUCAAAUUGCUUACGAUACAUUCACAGCUGCUCGUCGCCACAGCACUCUUCGCUUGCGCCUAUGCUGCUGUUGAUCCUGCCGAUGCUCACGCCACGAUCGUCAAUUAUGCGAACGAAGUAAACCCCGAUGGCAGCUACAACUACGCGUAUGAUACCUCGAAUAGGAUUCAAGUUCAGGAGAGCGGUGUGGGCAGCUCUUAUGCCUCGGGCUCAUAUUCGUACAUCUCACCCGAGGGACAGCCCAUACAAUUGUCUUACACAGCCGAUGAAAACGGUUAUCAACCCAAAGGCGAUCAUUUGCCAACACCGCCACCAAUCCCGGAAUACAUUCUGAAAGCUUUGGCUUACAUUGAGGCGCAUCCAUUCGAGAAGAUUCAGCUCAAAAAGCGGAAGUAAGCGGUGAAUAUGGAAUGCGUGUUUAGAAAGUUCAUUAGUUUAAGAAAAUAGCAAAUUCCCAUUUAUUCAGUUUAGACAAAUAUCACAUAGCAUUUUUAUACUUUGUAUAGCGCAUCAAUCAAAAGCUGUUUGUAUACAUACACAGAUGUUUAUAAGCAAAAUGUAAAUAAAGUCAUUACAAAAAAACUAU